UAAGUAAUAGUAGUGCAGCUUAUACCGUGAUUAAUAAAAUGGAAGAAGAAAAUUCCCAGACAUUUUUUACCGAAGGAAGUGAUCAAGAAUCCGCCGCUGAAAGUCAAUCUGAGAUAACACAAGCCCCAAGACUUAAUCCAUUUAGCAUGCCAACACCACACUUUGGAUCAGAUACAGAUUCGUCCUUAGAAGAUAGAAAACAUAUAGUUCCAGAAAAAGUUGCACGAUUAGAAACACAGCAAACAGUGUCAGCAUCAUCAUCAGAGUUUGACUCCAGUCCAAAAAUAUUAAGAAAGAAAACAAAGAAGGUUAAAGACAUUAACUCAAAGGAAGUACAAACUUUGAUUGUUGGGGAAGUCCUUGCCAGUUCAAAAAAUUUUAUCCACAGUUUGGAAGACCAGAUUGACGUGGAAAGAGGAGUUGACAACAUGACAGUAGCAACACAAACAAUAAUAUCAGGUGCCUUCAUGGUUUAUUCCGAAAAUUUAUAUUAUAAUUUUUAAAUUUUCUUGAUUCACAUCCACAUGUAAUAUUUUGCUCAGGUAUUCCACCCUUUUUAUAGUUGUCAUGUCUUUUUGUACUGACCUUGGGUUUAAUGUUGAAUCUGUCUUUUCGGAUAUAAAACCCAAUGUCAGAAAAUUGAAUAAUGGGGCAAUCCUGGAAAUCAUGGCUUAUGGAAAAACAAAACAAAUCUCGACAAAGGCCAUUGUGAAAAUAUUGUGUGACAUGUGCGAAAUUGACAGUGCAAAUGUGGAAGCCUGCAUAGCCAAAAUAAAUCGAGUAAUACAGACAGACAAAAAGAAAAGAUUGGAAGCUAAAAAUGUGUAUAGACUUGAGCCAUUCCACAUUCCGGUUUCCUCAGUAACCACAAGUUCCAUGACAAGUCCAGUUCAAGAAAGUCCAACCAUACAAAAAUUACCACAAGAAAAACUUGAAACUCUGAGGAAUGUGAAGGAAACUAAUAGAGGUCUUAAAAGAAAAUUACAAAGGAGAGAGGCUUCUUUAGAAAGAAAAAUGUCAUCAAACACAUUAAAACUUGAAAAAGUGAUAGAAUCUGUGGGGAAAAAAGUUAAAAAAUCAGAAGAAUUAAUAAAAAAAAAGGAUGAGACUCUCAAAAAACACAGACAACAACAUAGCCAAGACAUUUUAAAUUUAAGGCAGUUAAACAAUUAUGCGAAAAUUGUCAGAAAAAACCUGGAUGAUGUGAGCAAAAUUGUGGAAGAAAAAACAAACGAAUCAAGUCUCCUGGAAAAAGGGAACAAUCUUUUAAGAGAAGAAAACCAAGAGCUAAAAGUUAGCGUGGAUUAUUUACAAACUUUGCUAAAUGACAAUGAAGAAAUAACUUUGACAAAUCCAUCAACGCCAGUAUAUUCAAAUGAACUAACUGAAUGUGUCAUGAAUCUAACAAACUACAAAGUAGCAAGCAAAAGUGUUGGGCCAGUAAUACAGGAGGUUGCCCAUCUUCUUGGAAAGAGUAUAAAUCAAUUACCGUCACGUCAAACCGUUGACAACAUUGUUGAUAGGAAAGUAGCAAUGGCACAAAAACAUGUCUCGAAAAUAGUUGCAAAAGAAAGUGAAACUACCCUUUAUACAGAUGAGACCAGAAAACACGGACACACGUACCAGACAUAUAUCGUUACAGACAAAAGUCAAAAUUCCUAUUUGUUAGGUCUCAGGGAAAUGGUAAAUAAAAGCUCUCAGUGCACCUUAGAUGUUUUCAAAGAAAUCUUAAUGGACAUCUCAAAUCAUUGUAAAGAAAUGUCAGAUAAAAAAAAUUUUAGUGCAGGAUAUGAAUUACUUUCUAAUAUAAGAAAUACUAUGUCUGACAGGGCUAGUACAGAGAAAGCCUUCAACACAUUGCUUCAGGACUAUAAAGAAGAAAUUUUACCCAAAAUAAUUGAUAAUUAUGCAGAUCUUUCAGAAGAGGACAAAGCUCAUUGUGGAAGAAUAAACAAUUUUUUUUGUGGGUUACACCUGUUGGUGGGAAUGGCCGAUGUUUGCGAAGCAACCUUGAAGACAUUUGAAACAAAUUAUUUAGAUGGAAAGGAUGUAGGAUCUGCUGCUCGACCGGAACUGAAACGUUUCCACAAGGCUGAAAGCGGGACAUUACGACUACUCCGGUCUAGCAGCAAAGCUUUUGCACGCGGUGAAGAUGAGAAAAAUGGUGUGUAUUUGCCAUUUACAACAUACUUAAAUCAAAAAAAGGAAAAAAAUAUCAUAUUAAGAUUUAAACACAAUCGCUUUAAUAUGAUAUUUUUGAUGGGUCAAGCCAUUUAUUAUCACAGAGUAGAUAUUUCUAAUUUCUUAGAGAAGGAGCACGGAUAUACAAAUACCCUGUUAAAAGCUGUUCAUUUGGACGUAAAGGAAACUCUGUAUUUGGCUGGAUGCAAGUCUCUUGGACUAAUUUCUAAAUUUAUAACAGCUCCCUUAUGGAGGAUAAUUGAAGAACCUGGAAAUAUUCUAGAUAUGAAUGAACAUUAUCACACCCUUGUGACAUUUCUAAAUGAGGCAAGCAUCAGUCUUGAUCUGACCCAGAAAUUCAUUAUUGGUGAAUCCACGCCUUUUCAGACAGUUGAAGAAAAUGACAAGAUUUUUCACUGCUUAACAACAGCUAAUGAAGAAGUGGAUGAAAUAGUUGUUGCAUUAUUGCAAUCAUUGUUUUUGGCAAUGAAGGAAUUACUUCUAAGGUUAGUACCUGAACACUUGCCAGGAGGUAAAUUUUGGAACCCUUCAGAAAGCUUAAUGCAAGAAACAGCCUCUGCCAAAAAGCACAACAAGCUCCCAGAAUUUAUAUUUGGACAGUUGGACCACCUCAUUUCAUAUAGACCAAACGCAUCUUUGCUUGCUAAUGAAGCCUAUAUCAUGUUUAGCUUCAAUAAGACAUCAACCUGGCUUAGAGGACUCAAUGAUGAUGAAAAAGAUAAACUGUUAGAUGAAUGUAGGGGUGAAGGUCGAGCAAUCCGAAAGGACUUUAAAGAAAGGACAAAAUUAAUUGCUAACGAGCAACUUAAACUACAAAAAUUGAAAAAACAGGAAAUGGAAAGAUUGGAAGCCGACCGAAUAAAAAGAGCAGAAAGUAUGACCAAUGAUGUAUGCUAUUAUGGUUUGUGGCAGACUGUUGACCAGAUAGAGGAAGGAAUGGGUAAAUUAAAUAAUGAAAAAGAAAUCAGAUGUGCGCUUCAAGCUCAGAUCAAGUUCCGAAAAUCAGUUCUUCAACAGAAGCAUUGUAAUAAACAAAUUUUUAACCUGUCAAAGAAACAACCUAGUGGCAAGUAUCAAAAAUUAUCAGUAGAAGAACUUAAAAAGAAUUUAUGCGAACUAGUGAAAACAGCCUUAGACGUUGGUUCAAGAACAGAAGUUUCUGCCUUUGAUGUGCCGUUGUUGGUCAACAAAAGGAUUGCACACAGGUUUUCAGACGGACAGGAAUAUGAUGGCUAUGUCAUAAAUGUUGUUCCAGGAUUCCCCCAUUGGUACAACAUAAAAUAUACAAAUGAUGAUGCUAUAUACUCAUACAAUUUGCAUGAUGAUUAUAAAAAGGGUGACUUGAAACUGAUUGUUUCUCAGCAUUCUCAAGAAAGUCCAUAAUUAUUAUAAAUUAUUAUCAUCAUUGUUAUGAACCAUAGAAGUUAGUUUAGUUUAUUGUUUGAAAUCAGUAUUAGUAAUCUUGUUUUUUUUUAAUUGUGAUAAUGUUUUUUUUUAUUUGUGACAUACAUGUAUUCUACCUGAAAAAGGUGGCCUGGUGCUUCAAACUUUUUUGUUUUGUUUUGGAAAACAACGAAUAUGAAUAGUGUAUCAUAACGCGAUUGUUUUAUAUUUUUAUAUGCAUACUCACUGAAUAAUGUAAAAUAUUGUAAUUAUGGAGAAUUUUGAAUUCCCUUAAGGAUUAAUAUUAUCAUUGUUAUGAAUCAUAGUAGUUAGUUUAAUUUAUUGUUUGAAAUCAGUAUUAGUAAUCUUUUUUUUUGUUAUUUGUGAUAAUAUUUAUUUUAUUUUUAACAUAUUCUACCUGAAAGGUGGCCUGGUGCGUCCAAUGUUUUUGUUUAUUUUGGAAAUAUUUUUAUAUUGUUAUUAUUGUUUGUUUUUGUAAGAAAUCUUAUAUUUGUUGAUAAAUGUGAUAAUUGUUUCUUUUUUAUUUUAUUUUAAACUGGUGGGUGAACAUUUUUAAGUUCAUAUUGAAAAGUAACAGGUAUGAAUAAUGUAUCAUAAUGUGAUUUUUUAAAAAAUAUUUUUAUAUUUUUAUGACAUAGAUAAUGUCUCAAUAUUGUUUUUAUUUUCAUGGCAUAAUGUCUCGAUAAGAAAGCUAGACUUCUGCCACUAAUAUUAUAAUAUAGUAUAUCGUAAAGCACAUGCAUCACAAAUGAAUGUUUUUAAUACUCUUUCAUGUAGAUCAUAUCUUACUUUUUAUAAGCUUACCUUUUAAUUUGUUAUUAAGCACAGUACAUUUUGUUUUUAUCAUUUUGCAUAUUUAUCAGACAAUUGAAGUGAUCAUGAUACUCAUUGUUUAGGGUUAUUUGGACUCUUUAAGAUAUUCAAAUGUUUUAAUUAUGUCUAUGUUACUGUUUUUAUUUGAAAUUUUAGUGAUGUUGAUCACAAAAAUAUAGCUGUUAUAUAAAUCAUAGUUUAAUUGUUCAUUUUCAUUCCUGAAACAACUAAUCUCAAAUUGAUGUACAUGGCAGCUUAUAAACAACCAAUACAGUUGGUGUGGCAAAGGCUGCAAAUCUGCCAAAAGCUUACAGGUUUAUUUCCAAUUUUGCCACACAGUUUCGAGGAUUCUUGAAAAUAUCCACAAUAUAACCGCCCCAGGAACAGUAGGUGCCCAAUUACAUACAUAAACUUGUUUCCCUUCGACCUUGACAUAAAACGGUCAAAAAUUGUGAUUUAAGGUGUUGUCAUACAAAAAAAAAAAUAACAGAACAGAUUGAAAACACUGUGUGUGUGCUUAUUCAUUCAAAAAUAAGGCUCUGUAUUAAUGUCAAAGCGCUACAAUUUAAGUAUACACAAAUUUGUCCAUUUUUUUGCUGUAAUUUGUGCGAAAUCGGCACAGACCCCAACUUUGAACCUCUGUAACACAAAAAGUAUAUAACAGAAUAUUAUAGCGACAAGUUUGCCUUAUCAAGUACAUCUAGGUCUCUA
Patella vulgata (common limpet) is the source of this 5130-nucleotide messenger RNA. RefSeq lists its product as uncharacterized. Lineage: Eukaryota; Metazoa; Mollusca; Gastropoda; Patellidae. The transcript has 3 exons. The record is from RefSeq and is a predicted model, not a curated record. Gene Ontology annotation, molecular function: 3'-5'-RNA exonuclease activity. Gene Ontology annotation, biological process: gamete generation. Bases 568 to 3585 code for a protein of 1005 amino acids.